Molecule: messenger RNA, 2888 nt
Organism: Caenorhabditis angaria
Lineage: Eukaryota; Metazoa; Nematoda; Chromadorea; Rhabditida; Rhabditidae
Source: the annotation of a GenBank genome assembly
AUGUUCCGCAACGUUUUCCGCGCGGCUUCCGCCCUCCAAAAAUUGUCCGCUUCCGGACAAAUCCGUCAAUUCCAAACCUCGACAUUGGCAAUGGCUUUGAGACCAUUGGGACCCAAAAAUCAAGUGCCCGAAUUUAAAGGAACAGCUGUUGUUGAUGGAGAUUUUAAGGUGAGAAGCUGAAAAUUUGAAAAAUUCAUGAUUUUUGAGCAAAAAUGACCUAGAAAUGGUGAAAUUUGGAUUUCUAGGCCAUAUUUAAGCUUCUGAGCCUAAAAAUGACCUAGAAAUGGUGAAAUUUGGAUUUCUAGGCCAUAUUUAAGCUUCUGAGCCUAAAAAUGACCUAGAAAUGGUGAAAUUUGGAUUUCUAGGCCAUGGUUAAGCUUCUGAGCUCAAAAAUGACCUAGAAAUGGUUAAAUUUGGAUUUCUAGGCCAUUUUUAAGCUUCUGAGCCUAAAAAUGACCUAGAAAUGGUGAAAUUUGGAUUUAUAGGCUGUUUUUUAAGCUUCUGAGCCUAAAAAUGACCUAGAAAUGUUAAAAUUUGGAUUUCUAGGUCAUAGUUAAGCUUCUGAACCAAAAAUGGCCUAGAAAUGGUGAAAUUUGGAUUUCUAGGUCAUAGUUAAGCUUCUGAGCCCAAAAAUGGCCUAGAAAUGGUGAAAUUUGGAUUUCUAGGCCAUAUUUAAGCUUCUGAGCCCAAAAAUGACCUAGAAAUGGUGAAAUUUGGAUUUCUAGGCCAUAUUUUAGCUUCUGAGUCCAAAAAUGGCCUAGAAAUAGUGAAAUUUGGAUUUCUAGGCCAUAUUUAAGCUUCUGAGCUCAAAAAUGACCUAGAAAUGGUGAAAUUUGGAUUUCUAGCUCAUAUUUAAGCUUCUGAGCUCAAAAAUGACCUAGAAAUGGUGAAAUUUGGAUUUCUAGGCCAUAUUGAAGCUUUUGAGCCUAAAAAUGACCUAGAAAUGGGGAAAAUUUGGAUUUCUAGGCCAUUUUUUAAGAUUUCUCAGCCCAAAAAUGGCCUAGAAAUGGUGAAAUUUGGAUUUCUAGGCCAUAGUUAAGCUUCUGAGCCCAAAAAUGACCUAAAAAUCCAAAUUUUUCGAUUUCUAGGCCAUAUUUGAGCUUCUGAACCCAAAAAUGACCUGGAAAUGGUGGAAUUUGGAUUUCUAGGCCAUAUUUAAGCUUCUGAGCCUAAAAAUGACCUAGAAAUGAUGAAAUUUGGAUUUCUAGGCCAUAUUUAAGCUUCUGAGCCUAAAAAUGACCUAGAAAUGGUGAAAUUUGGAUUUCUAGGCCAUUUUUAAGCUUCUGAGCCUAAAAAUGGCCUAGAAAUCCAAAUUUUCCUCCCAAGUUAGCCUAAAUUCAUCCAAAUUCAUUCAAGGUCAUUCAACAAUCCGACUACAAAGGCAAAUGGCUUCUCCUCUUCUUCUACCCACUCGAUUUCACCUUCGUCUGCCCCACCGAAAUCAUUGCAUUCGGCGAUCGCGCAAAAGAAUUUCGAGCUCUCGGAGCCGAAGUUGUCGCGUGCUCUUGUGAUUCGCAUUUCUCGCAUUUGGCAUGGAUUAAUACACCGAGAAAAGAUGGAGGAUUGGGCGAAAUGGACAUUCCGAUUUUGGCCGAUUUUAAUAAGAAAAUUGCGGAGAGCUUUGGAGUUUUGGAUACGGUUGGUGGUUUUUGGAGCAUUUUGAGCCAAAUUUUGGGAUUUUCUGAGCCCAGAUAAGCUCAGGGAGCAUUUUGAGCAAAAAUUCGGGAUUUUCUGAGCCCAGAUAAGCUCAGGGAGCAUUUUGAGCCAAAUUUCGAGAUUUUCUGAGCCCAGAUAUGCUCAGGGAGCAUUUUGAGCAAAAAUUAAAGAUUUUUGAGCAAAAAUUACGAAUUUUGAGCUAGAAUUUGAGUUUUUUGAGCCCCAAAAAGCUCCAGACCAAAAUUUGGAGCAUUUUGAGCCAAAUUUGGGGAUUUUUGAGCAAAAAUUCGGGAUUUUCUGAGCCCAGAUGUGCUCGGGGAACUUUUUGAGCAAAAAUUCGGGAUUUUCUGAGCCCAAAUAAGCUCAGGGAACUUUUUGAGCAAAAAUUCGAGAUUUUUGAGCAAAAAUUUCGAAUUUUGAGCUAGAAUUUGAGUUUUUUGAGCCCCAAAAAGCUCCAGAUCAAAAUUUGCUCGAGAAAAUUGAUUUUUAAUGACAAAAAUUUAAAAAUUUAACCCUAAGCCUUAUUUUCGGCCCGAAAAAGCCCAAAAUUCCGAAUUUCAGGAAUCCGGUUUGGCGUUCCGCGGUUUGUUCUUGAUCGAUCCAAACGGUCAAAUUCGCCACACAACUUGCAAUGAUUUGCCAGUCGGAAGAAGUGUUGAUGAAGCUUUGAGAGUGUUGAAGGCAUUCCAAUUUUCGGAUAAACAUGGAGAAGUGAGCAUUUUUGGAGCAUUUUGAGCACAAAUUUGGGAAAAAAUGGUGGAUUUUGAGCCCGGAUAAGCUCAGGGAGCUUUUUUGAGCCAAAAUUUGGGAUUUUCUGAGCCCAGAUAAGCUCGGGGAGCUGAAAUUCCAGAUUUUUGAGCUAAAAUUGAUGAAAUUCUUAAAAUCUGGCUCAAAAUAUUCAGAUUUCCAUGAAUUUUGAGCUGAAAAUGCAUCGUUUCAGUUAAAUUUAACCUAUAAAUUUGAAAAUUAGCUGAAAAUCUGAAAAUUUUUGAUUUUCGAGGCCAUUUUAUGGCUAAAAAUUUGAAAAAUUCGAAAUUUUCCUGAAUUUCAGUUAAAAAAACCUGAAAUUUUCAAGUUUUUCAGCAAAAUUUGGCUGAAAAUCCGAAAUUUUCCAGCCAAAAAAUCGCUGAAAUUAAUUUUAGGUCUGCCCAGCUGAUUGGCACGAGGAUUCACCAACAAUCAAACCAGGAGUCACUUCCAGCAAAGAAUAUUUCAACAAAGUCAACAAAUAG